Molecule: messenger RNA, 2949 nt
Organism: Aspergillus wentii DTO 134E9
Lineage: Eukaryota; Fungi; Ascomycota; Eurotiomycetes; Eurotiales; Aspergillaceae
Exons: 7
Coding region: 1-2949 (982 amino acids)
Molecular function (GO): UDP-glycosyltransferase activity
Source: RefSeq, a predicted model, not a curated record
AUGAACAGGAAUAAUCAUGAUUGUCUGCCGAACACGCUGCAAAAAGACACCAACAUCCAUGAUGAGAUCGAUGAUCCCCCACCUGCAUACAGCGAGAUAGGCACGAUCGCCAUUACGAAUGAAGGGCUGCAGACACAAGCCCAGGUCACAGACGAUGGCCGCGUGGAUGUCGUCGUCGAGGACGCGAGUGGCCAUCUGAACCAGAUCUUUACGCCGGCUCUCCAGCAGCAAGUCGAUGCCAUUCACAAUGCCAAUACGGGUCAAAAAACCGCCAGAGUUACCGGAUGUCCUGUUCGUCUCAGCAUUGUCAUCCAUGCCGUAGGAUCUCUACAGGAUAUACGGCCUCUCGUCACUACUGGUCGAGUCUUGAAAGAGCAGUAUGGCCAUCGUGUUCGGCUCGCAACACACUCUACAUUUCUUGACCUUGUUGAAUCCAACGGCUUGGAAUUCUUCAACAUCGGUGGGGAUCCGGGGGAUGCAAUGGGGUCUCUGACGAAUAGCCCGACUCUAUUGCCAUCGAUGGCGAAUUAUGGGAAGAAGCGAAACGAAAUAGCGGCCAUCGUGGACGGGUGCUGGCGAUCGUGCAUCGACAAUGGCCACGGUGUUGGACGCAUGCCUUUCAAUGAGGAUACAUCGAUCGAUCCCUUUGUUGCCGACGCCAUCAUUGCCAAUCCAUUCAGCUUCGCUCAUAUUCACUGCGCCGAGAAGCUCGAGAUUCCUUUGCACAUCAUGUCCACAAUUCCCUGGUCGCCAACUGCUGCCUUCCCUCAUCCACUGGCCAACAUCCGCUCCUCCAAUACAAGCGAGAGCACAUCCAACUGCGUCAGCUAUUCACUGCUCGAGAUGCUGACCUGGCAAGGCAUCGGCGAUGUCAUCAACCAAUUUCGCGAAAAGACACUCAAUCUAGAGCCGUUGUCCAAGGUGCCUGCCACUGGACUGCUCAGCCGGCUUCAAGUCCCUCACACAUACUGUUGGUCUCCAUCGUUGCUACCCAAGCCAAACGACUGGGGACAACAUAUAUCUGUUGCCGGCUUUGUCCCGCCAGGGAAUAAUUUGUCCUACAUGCCAGAUCCCGACUUGGCUGCUUUCCUGGCAGCUGGAUCUCUUCCUGUAUACAUUGACGUUGGCUCUGUCGCCAAUGACCUCGGGAUCAUACUCGAUGCAGUGCGAAAGACAGGCCAACGGGCUCUCAUUUCCAAGAGCCAUGAUAGAUUAAGCAAUGUUUCCAAGCAACCAGACAUCUUCUUCGUCGACAGCUGCCCGCCUGACUGGUUGUUUCAGCGUGUCUCAUGUGCUGUCCACAGUGGCCAGCUGGAGUUGGUGACAGCUAGUAUUGUAUCUGGGAAGCCAACCGUCAUCGUGUCUUCCUUUGGAGACCAGAGAUUUUGGGGAGGCAUGGUCGCCAACGCAGGAGUCGGCCCUCAACCAAUUCCCCAGAAAGAUCUGACCGCAGAUAAGCUGGUAGAGGCCAUACGAUAUGCCUUGAGUCCAAGAAUCAGACAGCGCGCGGGAGAGAUGGGAUAUGCGAUCAGGGAAGAGGAUGGCUGUCGAAAUGCGGUGGACAGCUUCCACGAACACCUCGGCAUGGACGAUAUGCGCUGUAGUAUUUUGCCAUCCGAAAAGGCCGUGUGGAAAGUGAAGAGGACGAAACAGCGGUUGAGUGCCGUUGCUGCCACAUUGCUGGCGCACGAGGGCCUGCUCGAUCUCGGCGACCUCAAGCCCCUGCGAUUGCGAAAAUAUCAGACUGCUGAUGGCCCGCUUGACCCUAUAUCCGGUGGGACACUGGCCAUUCUGGGCUCUGUCAGCAAACUCAGCGUCGCUAUCGCGGGAAUGCCAAUUGAUGUUGUCAAAUCGGUCUUGACUUCCGAGCGCUCCAUCUCCCAUUAUCAGUCGCUUCUCACUCAGAAACUGCAGAAUAGCCGUCGCCCUGCGCUGACUGACCGGCGAGCCAGCUCCACCAGUGAUAUCCAAGGAAAGGGGAAAGAAAGCACAAGAAGAAAUUCGUCUGGCAAGGCUUUUAUGUACGGUUUCUACAAGGAAAUGUCCGGCAAAGAUGCCUUUGCUGCACGCAAAUCGAGCAUCACUAGCAAAGACGAUCCACAGCAUGACCAGCAACCAAGCAAUUCAAUUCUCUCAGAUGCAGCCAAAGGAACCGGCAAGAGCAUGGGCCGUAUCGUCGGUCUGAGUCUCAAGACGCCCCUGGAUUUUACUGCAGGGAUUGCCAAAGGGUUUCGCAACGCCCCGCGACUCUAUGGCGACGACACAGUGCGGCAGACCAACAAGAUCACCGGCUUCCAAAGCGGCGUCAAAGUUGCAGGAAAGGAACUGGGCCUUGGCUUUUACGAUGGCAUCACUGGCAUUUUCACGCAGCCAGUUCGGGGAGCAAAGCAGGGUGGCGUUAGUGGAUUUGUCAAGGGAAUUGGAAAGGGACUGGGUGGAGCAGUUCUCAAGCCGGGUGCUGGCAUAGCCAUCUUUGGCAUUCCGGCAUACUCGUUCCAGGGCGUAUAUGAAGAGGUCCAGAAAUCCCUCGGCAACAACGUCUCGAGCUACAUCUUCACCACGCACUACCUCCACGGCACCCAAGCAAUGGAGCAGUUGGACUCAGACGAACGAGCUCAGAUUAUCCGGUCCUGGCAUGACCGAGAACGCCAGGCCCCGGAUCUGAGAGAUCGAUGGAACGCGGUGCAGCAGCGUCGGCGAGGGACGAACAACACUUCAUCCUCCCGGUCGAGUACUUUCCAAAAGGACCCAUCAGUCGGAUCGACUUGGAACAACGGUGAAGGCGCUGGACCUUCCGUUUUUGGGAUGGAAACCCCGUGGGACAAUCCCAUCCUGGAGCUGGAGGCAUCACCGGAAAAUGCCGUCCAUGAACUCUCAUCGUCACCAAGGCAAGCGGUAUUUGAGAUGGAAGCACCGGUUGAGAGUGGGAAGAAAUCUGUGAAAGUAUAA